Molecule: messenger RNA, 1994 nt
Organism: Enhydra lutris kenyoni (northern sea otter)
Lineage: Eukaryota; Metazoa; Chordata; Mammalia; Carnivora; Mustelidae
Product: centrosomal protein 44
Exons: 12
Coding region: 137-1303 (388 amino acids)
Cellular component (GO): centrosome; spindle pole
Source: RefSeq, a predicted model, not a curated record
AUUAAAGUUAUAGAAUGUCUUAGGAAAAGGUACCCCUAGAAGAGUCAUAUUAAGGAGCUUCAUUCCCAGAGGAUUCAUUAUUCAAGGUGAAAUAUUAGAUUAUUUCAAAAGCUGGAGCCAAAUGUAAUGUUAAAUAAUGGCAACAGGUGACUUAAAAAGAAGCUUACGGAACCUAGAACAAGUUCUUCGUUCACUAAAUUAUCCUCAAGAGGUGGAUUGUGUUGGUUUGGUAAAGGGAGAUACAGCAGCAUCUUUGCCCAUCAUUAGCUAUUCCCUUACCUCAUAUUCACCUUAUGUAGCAGAACUUCUGAUGGAAUCCAAUAUAGAGCUCAUAGCGAAGAAUGACUUGCGCUUUAUAGAUACCGUCUAUAAGCUUCUUCGUGAUCAAUUUAAUUAUAAACCAAUCUUGACAAAAAAGCAGUUUCUCCAGUGUGGAUUUGCAGAAUGGAAAAUUCAAAUUAUUUGUGAUAUUUUGAAUUGCGUGAUGAAAAAGCACAAGGAAUUGAGUAGUCUUGAGAAGAUUCCCUCACAACAGAGAAAGAAAGUCAGUUCUGUUAAGUCAGAACCUUCUUCAAGCACUGAGAAGACAUCUACAGAACCUGUUGGCAUUGACAUCACUGGCAGGUUUAUGACUUCAGGAAAGAAAAAAGCUGUGGUGAUCCGUCACCUGUAUAAUGAAGAUGGUGUUAACAUUCCUGAAGAUACGAUAAGUACUGUAACAGAUGUUAGUGAAACAUUUGAUGUGUGUAACUUAAAGACUACUGAAAUAAAGAUUCCUGAAGUAAAGUUCCCUGAAAUCAAGUCUGAACAACAAGAUGUUCAAAUCAAUCCUGAGAUUACUGUACUACAGGCUAUGCUUGUUGAAUGCCAAGAAAAGCUUCAGAAACUGACUUUGGUAGAGAGUAGAUUAGACUCUUUGGAAGAAAAAAUGAAAGGAAAAGUGAUGGUAAAUGAAAAAACGUGGACUAAUCUUCUAAGUCGUAUCACUCUUCUUGAAACAGAAAUGCUUCUGUCUAAAAAGAAUAAUGAAUAUAUAGACUUCAGUGAAAUGAAUGAAGACUACGAAUCUAGUAACGACAUGGAUAUUCUGAGUCCUGAUGGAAAAAGAAAAGAGGAGAGGCAAACAAGUAUUCCUCUAUCCUCUGGCUAUAGUACAGUGUCAUCAGAUUCAACUCCCAGAACCUCAGCUGGUAGUUACUGUGGUUUGAAAGAGAAUUCAGAGGAAACAACAAUCCAGAAAAUGGAAAGGAUGAAAAAAAUGUUUGAAGAAACCGCAGAGUUACUGAAAUGUCCAAAUCACUAAUUAUAGAAUUUUCUGCAUCAACUUCUCUAGGACUUUGGCUACUGUACAUAUUGUAUAUUUUAAAAAUUCUCUAUAAAUUUUAAUAUGCUACAAUGUUUUUAUGAAGAAUUUGAAUUCCAUUUGGUAUAUGAGUUUUUUCAAUAUUGAAUAAAUACUUUUUAUGCUAUGAUUACACUUCUUUACUCUGUUUUACUUUUUUAAGAAAAACUUAUGUGCCAGUACAUUUCUUUUAGAGAGUGAAGUCAUUACAGCACUGUGUUUUUGUGUUGACAUUUGUUGGCAGUGUGCUAAGUAAUAUGUUUUUUAAAGUACAGGCUUGUGGACCAUGGUUUACAUCCUGUUGGAAACAUUCCAACUGGGAUUUGUGUAUUGUACCCAGGAGGCUCUCAUGCAUACCAUCUUGCCAUCUGUACUGACUAAUAUGUUGUAAUGAAAAGUUUAAAAUGCUCAUUGACAAUUAAAUAAAAAUACAAUUUUAUGCUUAAUCAAAAAGCAGUAAUACAUUUUUAGUUAACAUUGAAAAAGUGAGAGUCUGAUUCUCUUUUUGUAUUUGGCAACAGGUCAGAAAGUUCACCACGAAAAGUGUGUUGAGUAUUUUAGUGCUCUAUUCCAUAACACAUUUUAAGACCAGCAAUACAGACACAGAUGGUGGCCAUCCAAUAUUACAAGAUACACAGUAUGGUUUUUUGUU